AUGAGUUCUAUGCUCUCGGAAGUCGAGUCAAUGGAUUCGCUGCCUUUUGUACGGGACGUCACUCCUAGUUUCGAGUCCAAUGACCGGAUAAUGGCACCCUCAAUAGAAGAAGUUGAUUCCAAUCCGGAAGAACUUCGCAAUAUCAGAGGAAAAGGCCGGUAUUUUGGGCUCGAGGACCCCGAAGACGCUAUUAACGACGCCGAACCUAAAUGUAUCAACUGUUCCCAACGGGGUCAUUUUAAAAGGAACUGCCCGCACGUCAUCUGCACCUAUUGCGGUUCCAUGGACGACCAUUACUCGCAACAUUGUCCUAAAGCCAUCAAAUGUGCUAACUGCAACGAAGAAGGUCACUACAGGAGUCAGUGUCCGCACAAGUGGAAACGUGUCUACUGCUCGUUUUGCAACAGCAAAAAACACGCGCGAGACCGGUGUCCUAGCAUCUGGAGAAGCUAUUAUCUGCUUGACAGCUCGAAAAAGCGGAUCCUACCAAUCCAUCGGAUUUUUUGCUACAACUGUGGCAUGAAAGGCCAUUUGGGCGAUGACUGUCUGGAACGACGCUCUUCCAGAGUCCCCAACGAAGAUGGGAGCGCGUUUUCGGGCGACAACUUGCCUAAGGGUGUGAAGAACGACUACUUCAAAUGUCUAGCGAAGAACAAGCGCGAGAGAGGCAGGUUCCCCAGUAUAUACGGUUCUGAUGAUGACGAGGACUCAUUUCAGGUGAACGAUUACGAAUUUGACGAUGCCUCCUACGACAGGGAACCCGUAUUGCAAGCCAACGGACGGAAAAAGCGGAAACGUGAAGAGAGCGGAACAGACAGAGGCUCGCAGCGCUACAAUAAGUCUAUGUCAACCUUUUAUCCACCUCCCUACCAGAGAUCCGGGCGAGUUCCUGAACCGUCAUCUAAGGGCACCGUACUACCCCCAAAGAAGAGACGCAACAAAGACUUUAUAGACUAUGAUCGCGGGAACGACACGGGAAACUUCAAGAAAAACGAUCACAGAAGGCGUCAGUCCUCGAAAAGUUGGAGCUCUGGUCGCAGGCGGUGA
Lachancea mirantina is the source of this 1047-nucleotide messenger RNA. The record is from the annotation of a GenBank genome assembly. NCBI's taxonomy places the organism in Eukaryota, Fungi, Ascomycota, Saccharomycetes, Saccharomycetales, Saccharomycetaceae.